Messenger RNA from Leguminivora glycinivorella, 860 nucleotides. RefSeq lists its product as uncharacterized. Gene Ontology annotation, biological process: developmental process; regulation of transcription by RNA polymerase II. Gene Ontology annotation, molecular function: protein dimerization activity; DNA-binding transcription factor activity, RNA polymerase II-specific; RNA polymerase II transcription regulatory region sequence-specific DNA binding. The record is from RefSeq and is a predicted model, not a curated record. The transcript is spliced from 4 exons. Bases 163 to 765 code for a protein of 200 amino acids. NCBI's taxonomy places the organism in Eukaryota, Metazoa, Arthropoda, Insecta, Lepidoptera, Tortricidae.
CGCGCGGGUGGGGCGAGCGAGGCACCGCCCAAGAUCCGCCCGCCUUGCCGGUGCGCAUCUCACAAGAUAACCGUCUUCCUAACCGCCAGGACCGUUAAAUUAAAAAAAUAAUGUUCUAAUUUCAAAUUUCGUGGUUUUUGCGGUGAUGUGCAAUAGUGUGAAAUGCCUAGGAAACGAGUGAGCAAAUCGCCAGUGGAUAAGGGGUGGGAGGACGAUGAUGAUUUCUCCUUUGAUGAUUCACAGUCGGGUUCAGGUCGAGGUUCGCAGGAACCGCAGCACAGGAAUGCCGCCAACGCGCGCGAGCGGGCCAGGAUGAGAGUACUCUCCAAGGCAUUUUGCAGGCUGAAAACUACCCUUCCCUGGGUCCCGGCUGAUACAAAGUUAUCAAAACUGGACACAUUAAGGCUAGCUGCAUCAUACAUAGCUCAUCUGCGAGCCUUAUUGCACGAGCCUCGCUCAACGCACACACCCCGCCCAAUCAACCUGGCAUGGCCCUUCGCCUUCCAGCACGGCGGUUCCCUGAGCUGCUCAAUAUCUCAACGAUGGAGCGUCACAACACAACCCGACAAUCGCACCAACCAAACCCCCGAAAACGGCCAAAACAUGAACUGCGACUACCAGGAUUACAAUGAGGAAUAUGACGACAAAAUGUACGAAGACGCACCGAACGAAUCCAACUGCAACCAAAGUUACUGCAAUUAUGGCUAUAAAAAUAAUUACUACGAAAUGAGAAAUUAUUCGGACAACUUGGUUAACAACUCUUAAUUUGAAAAAUUGGUGAAGGAAACAAAAUAUUUAUGUAUGUCUAAAUUUAAUAAAUUAUGAUAUUUUCUAUUUUUAUUUUAAGUUUUAUUGCGUCA